AUGGAAUUAUCAUAUUUUAUCUAUAAAUAUAUUAAUUCAACAAGAAUUUGGUCAACAUCAUUUCUUAUAUCAGGAAGUUUAAUAAGUUUAUCAUUUUUCAUAAAAAAUGAAGUAAAUUUGGGUAAUGGAUUCAAUAUUUUUAGAUUUUGUUUAAGUUUUUUAGUAUUAUAUUUUUUAAAUAAUAUUUCAAAUUUAGUAAAUACCUAUUAUGAUUUUAUAAAUGGAUUGGAUAAAAAAGAAACGUCAGCUGAUAGAACAUUAUUUCAAAAUUCAAUUAAAAUAACACUAAAUGAUAUAGAAUUUUUUAUUAAAAUUACCUAUUUGGGUGUUUUAAUUUCAUUGAUUACUUUAUUAGUUAAUUGUAAUUUACAAUUCAAUGAAACCAUUUACCAUGUUUUACCAAUUACAAUUACUAUAUCAUUUAUAUCACAUUUCUAUACAGCUCCACCAAUAUCAUUUAAAUAUAGAGCAUUGGGCGAAAUUAGUGCAUCUUUCAAUUUGUUUUCAAUUGUUCCAUUUCCAAUUUAUUUUCAAAAUAUACAAUUAUUUAAAGAUUAUUUUAAUGAAAUUUUUAAUUAUUCAAUGAUCUUAACUAUCUCUUGUUGCACCAUUAUCUUUUCCAAUAAUAUUAGAGAUUUAAAAAAUGAUAAAAUAUCAAAUAUAAUUACAAUUCCAAUAAUAAUAGGUGAAAAUUUAUCAUAUUCAAUUUAUUUUUCAAUUUAUUUUUUGAUUUAUUUUUAUUUAUUUAUAUUAUCAAUUAUUUAUAAUAAUAUUUAUUUAAAUUUACCAACUAUAAUCACAAUUACCUCUUUAUAUAAUAUUUUUAAGGAUACAAAAAAUGGAAAUUAUAAACAUUGGGACUUAAAAACUGCAAAAUUAAGUUUUAUUUUAUGUGUAUCUUUAUCAAUUGGAAUUUUUUGUAAAUAA
This is a messenger RNA of Dictyostelium discoideum AX4, 927 nucleotides long. Its product is annotated as UbiA prenyltransferase family protein. Lineage: Eukaryota; Evosea; Eumycetozoa; Dictyosteliales; Dictyosteliaceae. The transcript is spliced from 2 exons. The coding region runs from base 1 to 927 and encodes 308 amino acids. The record is from RefSeq and is a predicted model, not a curated record. Gene Ontology annotation, molecular function: prenyltransferase activity; transferase activity, transferring alkyl or aryl (other than methyl) groups. Gene Ontology annotation, cellular component: membrane.